Messenger RNA from Malassezia pachydermatis, 1149 nucleotides. RefSeq names its product threonine aldolase. Bases 1 to 1149 code for a protein of 382 amino acids. Gene Ontology annotation, biological process: glycine biosynthetic process; L-threonine catabolic process. Gene Ontology annotation, cellular component: cytosol. Lineage: Eukaryota; Fungi; Basidiomycota; Malasseziomycetes; Malasseziales; Malasseziaceae. The record is from RefSeq and is a predicted model, not a curated record. The transcript has a single exon. Gene Ontology annotation, molecular function: L-allo-threonine aldolase activity.
AUGUACCUGGCUGAGGAACAGGCGCAUAUCCCGCGCUACCAAGUGGACGUAGCAGAACCAGAGCCUUUGCUGCCUUUGGUGCCGGCACCCAUGCCGCCGUCCGCUGCGGAGGAAGAGCAGGCGUAUGACCAUAUCAAGUUCAAUGUCAUGAGCGAUACCGUGACGCUGCCUUCCGAACGCAUGCGAGCGGCUAUGGCAACGGCUGUGUGUGGAGACAAUGUGCUUGGUAACGAUGUGCCUACAAUGCAGCUGGAGACGUUGGUAGCCCAGCUUUCAGGGAAAGAAAGUGCGAUCUUUUUACCCAGUGGCACCCAGUCCAACCAACUCGCAUUGCGUGCCUUGCUAGGCUCGCAUGCCUUGCCUUCCUCGGUGCUGUGUGAUCACCGUGCACAUAUAUAUACAAGCGAGCUUGGAGGUAUUGCCUCGAAUUCACAUGCCUCUACGACGCCUGUCGUCCCUUCCAAUGGGCAUCAUUUGACACUGGACGACGUGAAGAAGCAUGCGAACACAGUGCUGAGCAUCACAGCGCCACGUACACGCAUCAUCAGUCUGGAAAACACAUUGCACGGUACCAUCUUUCCUCAGGAUGAAAUCAAGCGAAUUGCUACAUUUGCUCGCGCUCACGAUAUCCAACUGCAUUUGGACGGCGCACGACUUUGGAAUGCAGCGGCGGAGACAGGGAUGCCUCUACGUGAUCUAUGUAAGCCGUUUGAUACUGUGAGUCUGUGUCUGAGCAAAGGGAUUGGAGCGCCGAUCGGGUCGAUUCUAGUAGGACCCGCUACAGUGAUAGGCACUGUCCACUAUCUCCGGAAAAUGAUGGGCGGUGGUAUGCGCCAGACAGGUGUCGUAGCUGCGGCGGCUCACGCGGCUCUGCAUGAGACGUGGCCCAAGCUACGAGCCACCCAUGCCCUGGCCCAGCGCGUAGCCGCUGUACUACAAUCGCAUGGCGCGCGGAUUUUGGUGCCUGUGGAGACCAAUAUGAUCUUUUUCCGUUGGGACACCUCCGUCCUGGACGAAAAGGUCCUUGUCCAACAAGCCGCCGCCUUGGACCCGCCGAUCACGCUAGGCACAGGACGGAUGGUGAUCCAUUGGCAAACCGACCCGUCGCUACCCGCUCGUCUCGACGCAUUGCUACGCAGUAUCAUAUAG